Molecule: messenger RNA, 535 nt
Organism: Culex quinquefasciatus (southern house mosquito)
Lineage: Eukaryota; Metazoa; Arthropoda; Insecta; Diptera; Culicidae
Product: NPC intracellular cholesterol transporter 2
Exons: 2
Coding region: 10-495 (161 amino acids)
Source: RefSeq, a predicted model, not a curated record
CUGUUGACCAUGGCAUUAGUUUUCUUCUUCAAGAUGUUCAAGUUCUUCCUGAUUGCUGCCUUCGUGCCGGCUCUGGUUUUGGCCCAGACUCCGGUUCGCCAGUGUGCCAACGGAGCUGGUCUACCGGCCUAUGUACAGAUCAACGAUUGUACCGCCCUGCCCUGUGACCUCGUCCAUGGCGCCCCGUUGGUGGCCGAAGCUCGUGGAAUUGUCAGCCCGGUCGACACUCCGACCAUGACGGCCUACAUCGUGAUCCGGUUGGCCGGUCUGCAGAUUCCGUUCCCGAUGCCCGAUGGUCUCGAGGAUGUUUGCGCCCAAGGUACCGCCCCCGGAACCUGCCCCGUUUCCGCCGGACAAUCCUUCGACUACACGCUGAGCUUCCAGGAUGAGGUGCUGACUCUGUCCGGAGUUACCGUCCAGGCCGAGGUCGGAAUCACUGCGGCCGAUGGAUCCGUCAUUGGUUGUCUGGAGUUUGACGCCCGUCUCCUUUCGUAGAGCAGUGAUUGAUCAAUAAACCCUUUUUCCAAGAAACCAA